This is a messenger RNA of Thecamonas trahens ATCC 50062, 5094 nucleotides long. RefSeq lists its product as uncharacterized. Bases 1 to 5094 code for a protein of 1697 amino acids. Gene Ontology annotation, molecular function: protein binding. The record is from RefSeq and is a predicted model, not a curated record. NCBI's taxonomy places the organism in Eukaryota, Apusomonadida, Apusomonadidae. The transcript has 2 exons.
AUGUCAGCCAAGAUCACCCACUUUAACGGGUGGUUGGCUGGGUGGCGGGUACCGCAGCUGGGUGCUACCCUCCGAGCAUGGGUGACGCAUGCGACUCGGGAACGCUACGCACCGGUGAAGAAGCUGCGGGAAGACCUGGCCGACUCGGUCGUCUUGCUCCAUCUCGUCUCUGAAGCCGUGGGAAGCAACUUGUUUGCUCGUGAUGACAUUGUGCCUCGGCCGACGAGUGGUGCUGACAUUGCGCAAAACAUCAAUGUCAUCAUUGCUGUCCUGGCUGAUCACGGCAUCGUACACAUGGCUGAUCUCUCGGCGAGCAAGCUCGCUCGCUCCGCUACCGAUGCCUACCUCGUCUUUGUCCUCCACAUCGCCCGCCUCUACUACAAGCGGCGACUCUUCCCACACAACGAGCCUGCGUCAGUCAAGUCGUCCAAGCUCGCCAAGAUGCCUUCGCUCGUCCGCGUUGUGAGGAGGCACAUCCUCAAUCCGGCCACCAACCCGCUGCUGGCCCAGAUCAAGGGUCUGCCCGGCGGCGACGCUGUCCUCACCGCCGCCAAGGCCAUGUCUAACCUCCACUCGGACUGGGCCUCGGGCACGCUCUUCUACAUGCUUGUCUUCUCCUUCUUCCCCGGCGACUUUUCGCCGUCAGACCUGCUCUCCUGCACCCCGACCGAGCGCUACGGCCUCGCCUACCACAAGCUCGCUGACGAGCUGGGCAUCCAGCCGCUGCUCUCCUCGGCCGCCAUCGUCUCGCGGCCCGAGGAGCAUUCGCUCUAUGUCAUCGUCGCCUACACCUUCUACGAGCUCUCGAUGCACCAAGGCGGCGGCAUUGGCCUCGACUCACGGACAAAGUCCAUCGUCACCAGCCUGCGCGAGGAGCUGUUGCAGGUCAAAACGGCCGAAGCCGAUGUCACCUCGGAGCUCGAGCGCCUCUCACUCGCUGUUCAGGCGCUCACUCGCGAGCGCGACGCGCUUGCCGAGGCCAGCAAGGCCGAGCUCGACCCCAAUGACGCCUCGGUCCAGUACCUGGUCCACGCCCAGGCCGAGGCCAAAGCCUCCGAGGAUGCCGCCGUCAUAGAGCGGCUCCACGCCGACCUUUCCGUUGCCAUUGCUGACCGCGACAGCCUCUCCACCAAAAACGUGGCCCUCGCCGACGCUGCCGCCGCCGCCAACGCUUACGCUGCCGAGCUCUCCUCGCUCGUCCUCUCGAGGCUCAACAAGUGGUUCCGACACACCACCAUGUUCUCUGAUCGCUGCCGCGCCAUUGUUGCCGCUGCCGACGACCUCCGCAUGAAGUCGCGCAUUCUGCGCCAGGCCGCCAGCCUCGGCCUCGCUCCGCCGCUCGCGCCGGGGCGUCCACUUCGUUUCAAUCUCUCGCAGGGCUCACUCGCCGGCACCGCCGAUUGCUCUGCCGUUCUCGUUGUUCGCGUCAACAUCCGCCCGUUUCUCUGGGACGACGUCUCCUCGCUCGUCCAUCCGCUCAAGGCCGCGAGUCAAGUCCAUCACACUGCCCGUGCCCGCCUCGACAUUCUUGCCGCUAACUAUGCCGGCGUUCUGCUCCCGGCUGAACUCGUCGGCGGGGUCAGUGGCCACGAGCAGCUCGCGACCGAACACUCACUCUCCAUGUCGCGCACCGACAUCGGCUCGCCAGCUUCGCCGGCCUUUCCGGGCACACCCGCCGACUCGCCGGCCGGCACCCCGACCUCGGGCUCGAUCACACUCAUGACGACUGACGUUGUCGAGCCUGGGCCGGACGCUGACAGCCCGUCGCGGCCAACCUCAGUCCUCGCGGGAACGUACGCGUACGCCUUUCCCACUCCGAUCGACGCGCUUCGUGCCGCGCUCGACAUGAAAAUCCACCUCGAGUCGCGGGCGCCACCUGAUGGCGCUGUCGUUGCGCCGCGGGUCACCAACGUCCUUGCUGGCGUCGGUGCCGACAAAGCGGUGUCAGACGCAGAGGCUGCGGCCGGCGUCGGCGGAACGUCGUCGUCGGCGACCGCAAAGACAAUGCUAUCCGGUGCGUUGGAUCCGGUGAGUGACAACUACCUGCUGCUCUCGAUGGCGCUGACUGAGGCGCCCAAGACCGCCACCGCGCCGGCCCGCGAGGCCGCAGCCUCGUCGCUCGCGCUGCUCUCUAUCGCCCCGCUCGGCGGCCUGCUGCUCGACUCGCGGCCGUACGACGCAUGCCGGCCCAAGCUCAACAACAUCACCACUCUCGCGGCCAUCAAGGCUCACUCGCUCGGGAAGCGGACGUUUGUCUCGAUCGAUAACCCGAUGCAUGUCUUCGAGCUCAACAUCGAGCCUACGCCGCUCGGCAACAACACCGUUGACUCGAGUCUGGCCUCCAUGGGGCCAUUCCUCUUCCCGGACACGUCGGGAGCGCUCGAGUCGGCUGUCGGCGAUGCAGCACCGGGCGCACUCCCGCCCCCGCCGUCCAGCCCAGCCGAGGCGAUCACCAUAUUCUGCGACUGUCUCACCUCAUUUGCCGCUGCUUCGGAGACCAUCUCGGCUGAGCUGGCCGCCAUCCUGGAUCUCGAGUCAGCGUUUUUCGAGACGCAGCGCUCGCUGCGGCGCGAGGUCGAGGCGGCAACCAAGGCCGCAAAGCGGCCGCGGGCCAAGCGCGACCCGCUCGAGCUCCGCGACGCAAAGUCCGAGCUGAGCAAGGCGAGGAGCCAGUUGAAAGAGUCGAUGCAGCUGUGCAAUGUGCUCGCCGCCGCCAAUGCCGCCCACGAGGCCCAAAUUGCGGCGCUCGAGAACUCACUCGCCCAGUACCGCUCCAACUUUACCACCAACCUCAAGUCACAGGCUGCGCCGUCGGCGUCGCCGGGUGCCGAAGCCGCCGACAACAUGCUCCGCAUGGGCCGCAUGCGUGUCGCUUUUGCCUCGGAGCGCUCAAAGUACGAGCAGUCCAUCGCCAUGCUUAACGCCAAGGUCGGCCGCCUCACCCGCCUCCUCCGCUCGGCCAACUACGAUCCGUCAUCACCGGCGGGUGGGGCCGGGCCGAGCGGCUCGCGUCCCGCGGCGCGCCUCGGCAACCGCCGCACCUGGCGCUCCGGCACCGACCUUGCCAACCCCCUUCUUGCCGAAGAUCCGGGUCUUGUCCUCGACGUGACCCGGUCAGAGCGCGAGCUCGAUGGCGGGCUGGCGUCGCCAGCAUCGGGCGAGUCGACACCACCAGGCUCGCGCUCGCGCUCGCCGCGCCCGUCCAUGGCACUUGUCGCCGGCGUUCACGUCGAGCCCAUUGCCGUCCCACGCGGUAACGAAGUCCCUGUUCUCCCGGUCAUCCGCGGGUCCAGGAAGCGCGGCUCGUUGCCCGACGGCUCGCCGGUCAUGCGCCAGCGGCGGACCGGUUCAGUCGAUUUUGCGUCGCGACACUCCCCACAGGGCUUGCGCCCGCCCAAGGCGCCGCGCUCACGGUCCAAGUCGCCGCGCGGGGCCGGGCGGACACUCUCGCCGCUCGCCGUCGUCUCGCCCGAUGAUGGCGAGCCAUCGUCAUCGUCGGUGAGCAACGUACCCGUCCGCGGCGCCUCGGGCUCGGGGCACUAUGACAGCACGCCCGGCUCGCCCGACGUUUCGUCGUCAGGCUCGUUACGAGUCUGCAUGCGCAAGCACUCUGAUGGUGCCGCCCUUGCCGACGCUGUCGUUGUCGCCCGCCGUCACCGCCGCCGUCGCUCAACUGCAGAGUCCAUGUCGUCUAUCGACGAGAUUAUGUCCGACUCACAGGGCGUGCUUGAUGCCAUCCACGACGCCCGCGCCCGAAUGAUCAAACGGUCGUCUGGCCGUGGCAUUGCCCAGCUCAGGGCGGCCCACUCGCGCCGCAAUCGUGACGCGCGAUCGUCGCUCAAAGCCAAGGCCAAGGCCAAAGCCAAGACCAAAUCAAAGGCUAAGGACAAGGACAAGGACAAGGAGAUGGGCAAGGACAAGUCCAAGGCCAAAGGCAAGGCCAAGACCAAGGACAAGGGCAAGGGCAAAGACAAGUCCAAGGGGAAGACAAAGGGCAAAGAUCGUGCGCACGCUCUGGCCGCGCUCGGCGAAUCGGACCACAUCCGUGCUCACGGCAGCAGGACGCCAACCUCGGCAGCAGCGUACGCGCUUGCGACCACGACGCGCCGCCCGUCCGAGCCUGCGAUGGCCUUUCAGCGAGAGUCUUCCGCCGAAUCACUUGUGCCGUCGCGCCGCGGCAAGACACGUACACGGGCUGGGACAAUGUCACCAACGGUCUCGCCCAACUCGUCGUUGUGGCAGUCCGCGAGUAUCGCUCUGCCCACAGCUACUGCAGCCGCCACAUCGCCCAACGGCGUCGACCAGGCUGCGGACCGCUUUGCGCUCCCGGCAAGGUCCAAGUCGCGUUCAGACUUGUUGCCGAACCAGAAGGCCAGCAGAAGGGGUAAGUCGCGGACACGCGACGACGGCCCUCUAGGCCGCAAGCUCGGGCGCAACUUUUCAGGCACCCAGGUGAGGGGCGGUGGUAAGUCGUCGCGGUCCCGGUCCCGGUCGCGGCAGUCCAACUCGCGCGACGUCUCGUCAUCAGGCCUUCUCGAACGCGAGUCGUCGGGCGAGAACGUGCUCUCGCCGUCGCACUCACGGUCGGAGCUCUCGCUGUCGCGGCGGUCGGCAUCAGCACUUUCUUCGUCGGGCGAGCGCUCGUCGGUCUCGCAAACAGCAGUGGCGCCAGUCAUGCGUAGCACUGUGGAGGGAACGUCAGUCAAGCGGAGGAAGCAAGUCAUGACGGCCGAAGAGGCCGAGCAGAAGAAGACUCUCCCGCGGACCCGGUCGCUCCAGUCGUCGCCGUCCAACUCGCGCUCGAGUCUCCACGCCGGUGGAAUUGGGAGCAGGAGCGGCGCAAAUCUGGCGCCAUCGGUCCAUUCGCUCGCCGAUAUGUUUGUCCCGGGCCUCGACACCAUCUCGUCGGGCACGUCGUCGUUCCGCAAGAGCAAGGGAAAAAGCAAGGGCAAGGGUAAGGGUAAGGGCAAGGGCAAGGGCAAGGGCAAGGGCAAGGGCAACGAUAUGCCCGAUGGCCUCCCUGCUGACGUCUUCGAUACUUCGUUCCGGGCCGCGUCGCGUGUGUAUUCAACCAACGUCCCGAGGCGUCGGUAG